AUGACGUUGUCCAAACGCCUGGCUCUGUUAGGGGUUCGGUCUGCGGUUUCCACCUCUAGAUCUCGAGGUGUGGGCUCCUCUUACGCCCUUAUGGAUCGUCGUCCAUUCCCGUACCGCCAAAUUUCUACUUUCACUAAUCAUUCAAAGAAUUCUGAGAUGGAAACUCUUGAAGACGACUCUUCUCCACAACUUAUCAAAUCUAUUGAAACUGAGUUUAAAUCCAAUAUGUCGAAGCUGCAUGUCCAGUGGGAGAAGAAUAGGAAGCUGCUAGACGAGCUAGAUGAGCUGAGGAUGAUGGAAUCGGAUCUACUUAGGUAUGUAACCAGCUUUUUAAUUCUAUAUGGUCACUACCUCAUCGUCUUGUAG
Messenger RNA from Microthlaspi erraticum, 366 nucleotides. The record is from the annotation of a GenBank genome assembly. NCBI's taxonomy places the organism in Eukaryota, Viridiplantae, Streptophyta, Magnoliopsida, Brassicales, Brassicaceae.